GGAACAAGAAGAUCAAUAAUAGACACUCCAAUCCAUGCAACAAGAUGAGCAUGUUUGCCAUUGUAGAGGAGAAUGUCCGGUCCAAACCGGACGUUCCUCUGCCUCGCAUUCGCGAUCCUCUUGACGAAGGAGGACCACCGUACAGCAAUGCGGUCUGUUUGGGCUGCAAUCGCAAGCAAUCCAGCGCGCCCCAACAACCGUUUAGCACUUGUUCCCAAUGCCAUGCCGUCAAGUACUGCAGCCGUGACUGUCAAUUGAAAGAUUGGAAGGGCAAAGGAGACGGACCGACCAAACCACGCAAGCACAAGGACAUUUGCCCUCAACUCAAAGCGGCCAUUGCCGAAUUUCAGAAUCAUCCCAUCGCCGGAGUGAAAUUACGAAGCGACGUCUUUUCUGAUUGGGCCAAUCAGCAUUGCAGCAAUGGAAGUUUUCAUUUGCACGAGUUCUUGGCCCGGAAACAAUUGUUGGGGGGUGCCGAAAAAGGAUUUUGGGCCAUUCCCGAUGUUCUGACGCCCUAUCAUACGGUUGGACAAGACCAGCAUGGCUUUCAAAAUGGACACAUGCUACUGCAAACGGCUUGGCCCAGCAUGCAAGAGGGAUGGACGACGGCACUAAACGAACCUGAACAGAUUGAUGUGACGCAGUCACCACCCAAUCCACUAGUACUUUCGACGAGAAUUCAGGGCUGGAAAGACUACAUUACGUGGCGAAAUUUGCCUCCCUCGAGUGUGGCACCGCUCUUAAUGACCAAUGUGCUGACAUUGUACCACAUGCUUCAAAACGAACUGCAUCUGUAUGAUCCACAUCCCAAAGAAGGACAACAAGCAGAACCACUUCAAAUUUACGUUCUAGCCGUCGAAGCAGAACUCAACCAAAUCCCUCUCUUGCAAGAACUCCUCCACCUCAUGCCCGGAAUCGACCUGGAACUCAUCUACCUGUCACCGGCGGCCAAGGCCAUUUGCGAACAAGCCGCCGGCUCUGACAAUCUACUCACUACAUCCAACUACGUCUUGGAUGUGACGGCACAACAUGGCGGCCGAUUACGGGUCCGGGUCGACCCCACAUAUGCCUUGUACGAAGAUGUCCCCAACACCAUUCAACCCCAUGCCGUCGUGGGGCUCAAUGCCGGAUUGGCCAGCUACAAGACAUGGGCACCGGCCAUGCACAAGAUACUGCGCAUGGGGACACCCUUUUGUUUUAGUGAUCAAACCAAACUCAUUCAACAAUUUGCCGUCGACCAAUGGAUUCCAUCCGUUGUCACGACGAUCAACAACGCAUUUCCCAAUUAUCGACAAUUGGUCGUGCCCGAUGACAUGACGAUUCGACUCAAUCCGUUUCAUGGCAUUGUGGGACGAGAUGUCGCGUACAUUCUGGCACCCAAUAUCAGUAAUGGAUAUCUCUUGACGUCAACCAUGGCAGCACAAGAGUAAAGCGAGCAGUGUGGAGGUCACCCUAAUUAAGUUUGGGUCUCGCGGAUGAUCGUGUGAGCGGUACGUCACCAACCAGCACUACCGGUAGCUAGGACCGUCUGUCCUCCCAAUAAAACAAGUAUGAUUGCUAUCUAGCUAGGCACUCUGCAUUACUAUGGUAGAUCACGCCGCGUCUCACCUACCGUACCCCCACUACGGUGCA
Messenger RNA from Seminavis robusta, 1632 nucleotides. Lineage: Eukaryota; Bacillariophyta; Bacillariophyceae; Naviculales; Naviculaceae. The record is from the annotation of a GenBank genome assembly.